Triplophysa dalaica is the source of this 4176-nucleotide messenger RNA. RefSeq names its product BTB (POZ) domain containing 11b (gene abtb3b). The record is from RefSeq and is a predicted model, not a curated record. Gene Ontology annotation, molecular function: protein heterodimerization activity; DNA binding; structural constituent of chromatin. Gene Ontology annotation, cellular component: nucleosome. Lineage: Eukaryota; Metazoa; Chordata; Actinopteri; Cypriniformes; Nemacheilidae.
CACCGCUUCUCCUUCAAAGUUGGGGGCGUAUUCUCAGUGAAAGCAACAAUUUGGGAAGUCGCCUGCAUCUAUACUCUUCACUCUCCCGUGUCAUUAUUAACGUUGUGGAUAGCAGGUACAGUCGGGCAGUGGCAUUUCUUUGCGCACGAACAUUUCCCAUUGGUUUGAGGCUUAUGGACAAUAUGAAGUGCAGUCAUGGCAAAAAGGGGUAAAUCCGCGGUGAGGACCCUGGAGGAUUUGACGCUGGAUUCGGGUUACGGAGGAGCCGCGGACUCCUUCAGGUCAUCGAGCUUGUCUCUGUGCUGCUCCGAGGCGCCCGUCUCCUUUGCGCAUGGAGGGCACUGCUGGCAUUUGACCGACUCCAUGCACAGUCGACACAACAGCCUAGACACCGUCAACACCGUCCUGGCCGAAGACGGCGAGACCCUGGAGUGUUCCGGACACUGUGCGAAACUUCCCGAGCUUGAGGAUGUGCCCUGGAGCCUCGGGGAGGUGGAGAACGCGCUCAACAAGGAGGAAGAGUUGAGGUUCGGGACAGUAUCCGCGGAUCUGUUGGCACGGCUCUCUGCGCUCGUGAGCCGCGCACUGGUGAGGAUCGCCAGAGAAGCGCAGAGGCUGAGUUUGCGCUACGGCAAAUGCACCAAAUACGAAAUACAAAGUGCCAUCAAGAUGAUCCUGUCGUGGACCAUCUCGGUGAACUGCAUCGCCGCGGCGCUCAGCGCGCUGUCCAUGUACAACAUGAGCACCGAGGAUAAAUUCAGCCGUGGGAAGUCGGAGAGAUGCGGCUUGGUGUUUUCCGUCGGGAAGUUCUUCAGGUGGAUGGUGGACAGCAGGGUGGCGGUGCGCAUCCACGAACACGCGGCCAUAUACCUGUCUGCCUGUAUGGAAAGCCUCUUCCGAGAGGUCUUCACCCGGAUGCUGAACAGCUCGGUGGUGGAUAAAGAUAACGGGGUCCCCAAAUUUACACUGGAGUCCUUUGAGCAGGCACUGAGCAAUGAUUCAGAGUUGUACGGCCUCCUUUUGCCUUAUCAGCACCUUAUAUGUGGGAAAAAUGCCAAUGGAAUCCUCAAUUUGCCAGACAGUUUGAGCUUGCACAGGAAUCAGCAGCGUUCGGGUAAAGCCGGAGAUGCUUACAGUCAGUCGGAGCAGCGUACUAUUGAGCAAUCCCUGCUGGCCACACGCGUGGGGAGCAUCGCCGAGCUCAGUGAUUUGGUGUCCAGAGCCAUGCAUCAUCUCCAGCCUCUGAGCAUAAAGAACCACAGCAAUGGCACGCCGCUCCCCCAGAAGAGCACUCUGAUCCACUGGGAGCCUGAGGCUUUAUAUACACUCUGCUACUUCAUGCACUGCCCUCAAAUAGAGUGGGAAAACCCCAAUGUGGAGCCCUCCAAAGUCACGUUACAGAUGGAGAGGCCGUUUCUAGUACUGCCUCCUCUCAUGGAGUGGAUACGAGUGUCUUUGGCACAUGCUGAACACCGCCGUAGCUUUUCAGUGGAUAGCGAUGAUGUUCGGCAGGCAGCCAGACUGCUGCUGCCCGGGGUGGAUUGUGAACCACGCCAGCUGAAGACGGAUGACUGUUUCAGCGUGUCACGUAAGCUGGAUGCUGCCUCUACAGAGGCCAAGUUCCUGCAGGAUCUGGGCUUUCGCAUGCUCAACUGCGGUCGGACUGACCUUGUCAACCAAGCCAUGAAUUUACUAGGGCCAGGUGGAAUUAAUAGCAUGAGUGAACAGGGCAUGACCCCUCUGAUGUACGCUUGUGUCCGCGGUGAUGAGGCCAUGGUUCAGAUGCUGCUAGACGCCGGAGCUGACAUCAACAGUGAGGUGCCAAACACAGUGCACAAGUUCCCCUCAGUCUACCCAGAGACCCGGCAGGCCACGCCUCUCACCUUCGCCGUGCUCCACCAGCACAUCCCUGUGGUGCAGCUCUUGCUGGAUGCUGGAGCUAAUGUUGAGGGCUCUCUGCAGGACGGGAUGGAGAACUACACGGAGACGCCUUUGCAGUUAGCUUCCGCUGCAGGGAACUUUGAGCUGGUCAUUCUGCUUUUGGAGAGAGGAGCAGACCCCAUGGUUGGGACCAUGUACCGCAACGGCAUCUCCACUGCACCACACGGGGACAUGAACUCCUUCAGCCUUGCCGCAGCACACGGACACAGGAAUGUGUUUUGCAAGCUGCUGUCGCAGUCUGAGAAGGGAAAGGCAGAUGUGCUUUCUCUGCAGGAGAUCUUAGCUGAGGGUUCAGAUAUGGAAGAAGGGAAUUCCCUAAAGAGGGAAGCAACCCGCACAGGGAAGGCCAAACUCAAAGCUCUAAGAGAAGCAAUGUAUCAUAUCGAACACGGCUACGUUGACAUCACGCUGGAUAUCAGAAGCUUAGGGGUGCCCUGGACGUUGCACACCUGGAUGGAGUCCCUGCGAACUUGUUUUCUUCAACACCGGCGACCGUUGAUUCAAGGGCUGCUGAAAGAGUUCAGUACUAUUGAAGAGGAGGAGUAUACAGAAGAGCUCAUAACACACGGCCUCCCACUCAUGUUUCAGAUCCUGCGCGCCAGCAAGAAUGAAGUGAUAAGUCAGCAGCUGGCUGUAAUAUUCACUCAGUGCUACGGCCCGUAUCCCAUUCCCAAACUGACUGUGAUCAAGCGGAAACAGACCUCAAGACUGGAUCCUCAUUUUCUAAACAAUAAGGAGAUGUCCGAUGUGACCUUCCUGGUGGAGGGAAAGCCAUUCUACGCUCACAAAGUGUUGCUCUUUACCGCCUCCAACAGGUUUAAGAUGCUUUUAGCGAACCGACCAGCUGCAGAGAACACCUGUAUAGAAAUCAGCCAUGUCAAAUACAACGUAUUCCAGCUGGUAAUGCAGUAUCUUUACUUUGGUGGAACAGAUGCCCUACACAUCAGAAACACUGAGGUUAUGGAUCUUCUCUCUGCAUCUAAGUUCUUCCAACUGGAAGCAUUACAGAGACACUGUGAGAUCAUCUGUGCCAAGAACAUCAACACAGAAACCUGUGUGGAGAUCUACAACCAUGCUAAAUUCCUGGAAGCACCUGAGCUUUCGGCCUACAUCGAGGGCUACUUUCUGAAGAACAUGGCGGUUCUCAUAGAGCUGGAGCCUUUUAAACAGCUGCUGUAUAACGCCCCGGUGGAAAACUGUUGUCCCGAUGUGCUGCAUGACCUGGAGAAGACCCUGGCCACACGCAUCCGCUCCAUUCAUCUGUCCUCUUCUAAAGGAUCGAUUGUCUGAUUGUCUCUUGUUCACAUCAAAGCAUGCGGAGAAACUGUGCGUCCCUUCAGAACUCUAGCAGUGCGGUCUAAAUGUGUUCAGUUAGUGGCAGUAGCAAUGCACUUCAGCUGAGUGUUCACUUCAUCAAAGACUCUGGUGUCUUAGUACUGGCCAGAUAACUUGAACUGUGCUUUAGAGUACAGCCAUAUAGGAAACAAUGACAUUUUACAUAAAUUGCAUAACACCUCUGACAGAACCUGGUUUUUGUUGGAUGCAGUACUAUUUUUUUGUGAAAUGUUGUACUUUGAGUAACUAAAUCUAAUGCAGAAUGAUGAAAUAUUACAGCAGCAUACCACUAAAAACUCAGCAGAUUACGUCUUUUUGGUACUACACGGGUGUUGAUAGUGAAAUCAAAAUUCACAAUCAUUGUUAGCACUGAUGUUCAUAGAUUUUUAGUCAUUCACACAGAAGUUCUGCCUCACAGCUGUACAGUUAUUGCUCUUAUCAUAAAUAACCAUAUGUUUUAAAAAAAGGCAGAUAAUGCGACUGCCAAUGUAAAUAUCCACUCGAAGUCUCUCACAGGAUCCAUUGACUUCCAGCUGUAAGUAGAUGUAUAUAUAGAAUGACGUCAUUUUAGGACUUCCAUCGAGAACUUACAAUAUUGUACAAUAGACGUGUUCUUGAAGUCCCGUUCACUGUUGUAAAUGAGAGCAUGUAAGUAUUUUCCAGUUUGGGUUUCGUUUCUGUCAUGUCUUGCAUUGACUAACAGUCUUACAUGUGUGUGUUGGGAGGGUCUUUUUGUGUGAGAAAGUGAACUAUUAUCAGCAUGGAGUUGCAGAACUGUAGCUGUGAAACCCCUGGAAAGACGACUGAUUCAGAAUGUGCCUGCAUAUGUUCUGACGUGAUGUGUCUCGGAUGUCACUCUGUGACUAAAUCAGUGUUCUUUAUAAAGAUUACUACAAAAUA